Chiloscyllium plagiosum (whitespotted bambooshark) is the source of this 4314-nucleotide messenger RNA. RefSeq names its product S100P binding protein (gene s100pbp). NCBI's taxonomy places the organism in Eukaryota, Metazoa, Chordata, Chondrichthyes, Orectolobiformes, Hemiscylliidae. The record is from RefSeq and is a predicted model, not a curated record. Gene Ontology annotation, molecular function: calcium-dependent protein binding.
UCAACCAUAUUGCUGUAGCACCAGAGUCACAGGUGGAGCAAGAAGCUAAUCCAAGUCUCAACCCUGAACAGCAUAAUUUCAGUUGUGUUCAUGAAAGUGGUGACAUGGAAAAAGCAAAUCAGACUUAUCACCUAUCACAUGAGGAAUUUGCUUUGUUCAGCCAAGCACCAAUUUCUGCAAAUGGAAAAGUUGAUGAAAGGAACCAUACAGGAAAUGGAGCAGAUCAGGGCAAGACACUCGUAGCUAAGUCAACGAGCCACUCACCAAAUUUGCUGAAAGAUCACAAUAAAUUAAUGUGUGAGCAAAAGUUUUCUGAAAGAGUCAUAACAUUUUUUGGAGAAAAGGCCAAAGAUGCUAAGGUGAAAGAAAAUGUCAGCUUUUCUGUGCACGGUGGCAAUGCAGUCAAGAAACGAAAGACGCGAUCAUCAUCUAAAUCGAAAGCCAGAAGGCGCAAGCAGCGUAAUGUAGAACUUGUCAAAAAGAAUUUGCAGAUACAUAAUCCAGACAUAAAAACAUCAGAGCAUGAAGAAACCAGGCAGAGUACAAGAAUGAUUUGGAUGUCUGAUGAAGAGAUAGAACGACGGAAGAAUUUGUACCUUCGACUCGUUUCACACCAUAUAAACAAUGGUCAAAGGAUUCAAGGUCCAAUGCAAGAGUUGCUGUGCCUCAUGGAUCAGGUGGCUGAUAGAGAAUACAGAAAUUAUUCAAGUACUUGGCAGCACCCAUCAGAUCUCACAACUAGAAAUUACUGUAGGAGGAAUGCAAGUUCAUUCUGCAAGCUUAAUCUCUACGAAUGGGCCAACAGCAAUGGGCGGUUUUGCCGUUUCAGUGGAACGCCAGAUCACUUUAGGUGCAGUCCUGUACUUUAGUCACAGAAUGCACUGUCAGAAUCAGUUGUGCUCUUCUGACAUAUUACAACAUUUGAAGGUUCAUUUUGUGCGGGUUAGACGUCUGAAUUACUGUUGGGAUAUUUGAGUGUGUAUAUAGUCCAUUACAACAAAGUCUUCUGCUUGUGAGAGAAAUUUCUUAGUGGAGGUUUUCAUUUUUGCUGGAAAAUGCUACUGAAUAUCUGGAAGAGGUUGGUGGAGGUAUCUUUGUUCAAUAAGAGUUGGAAAAGAUUACAAGUCUUUCUUAGAUUAUGCUUGGAGCAGACAAUGCUAUUGGUCUCUAAAAUAGUUUCAUUGACAGCAUAAAAUCAUACAAAAAACAGUAAACAUGAUUUGUUGUCAUUUUAUUCUUGUGGUCGAUUGCACAAUCAUGAAAUUAAAUAUUUAAUUUGUGCCUGCCAAAAUUCAGUAGCCAGUGAGAAAUGUUACACUUUCAGUGGUCAUGGCUGUAAUACAGGACUGUACUCUGAAAUUAUUCUGUAAACUUGCAGACUCUGAAGUCAAUUAUUAAUGUUUCUAACUGGAAAUGCUUCAUUUUAGAAAUUUAAUCCAACUCCUGAGUAUUGAGAAGCAGAGCUUUAGUUUGAUUUGUUUUUAUUCUGCAGACUUGGAAGUUUUUUUUUGCAGCCAUUUGAAAUAAAUAACUAGCAAUGGAGUGUAAUUAAUUUUGGUUCUUUAGUAGUUUAGCUUUUUUUUACUAUUAAAUAUUAUAGAGAGGAAACUGUUGCAACAAAGUUUUCUGUCUGCCUUUGAAACUAGAAGUUCAAAAAUUAAAAUGGAGAUUUCAUCCAUAUAUCUUUAUUUCUGUUUGAGAUAAAACGCUAGAAGUACAAGUUAUAUUUAGUGACUUUUUAAAUUUCACACAGUAAUAAUUAAAGGAAAAUUAUUCCAAACUGCAACGAGCUGAAACCCCUGGCCUUCCAUGUCUUGCUGUCAGUGUCAAGUAACAAUCAAUAAUAUUAAUCAUAUAGGUACCAGACAUGCAUUGAAAAUGAAUAUGAUUUUGAAGAUAUUCUUGAACCUGAUGGUGUGUACUAGUGUUGGUAUAUUACAUAACUGAUUUACUCUACAGUAAAACAAACUUUGCAGAUGUGCUCAAUUUACAUCCAAGCUCCAGUAGGAAAACGUAGUUGUUCAGCAAAGCAUAUUCAUGCCUUUUUUGGAAUUCUAUCAGGCAUUUUUUGAUCUUGAAUUGUCAAAAGUGUUUAAUUUGUUCUUUAAUAGGCUAUUAAAUCCUUUUGUAUUUCCACAUUAAGCACUUUAACUAACUACAACUAAUUGAUCCCCUCACUUAUUACUACAGAGUUUAAAUGGUAUGCAAUUAAUGUGAAUGAUGCUUGCUGUUAAUGUAAUAGUUUACCUGUGUUAUAUAUUUGUUCAGUCAUCUCAAAGCUAUUUUGUGUGAUAAGUUUCUUUUCUUUCUAUAUUCAUCUAUUCAGUUCAUAUUUUUAAUACAACUGUUGCAUUGAUGUGAUGUGGUUUUGCUUCAUGUUAACACAAAGAUUAUGAUGUAAUGUCUCGGUUAGGUUCAAUCUGUUUCAGACUGUCAAAUGGUAUUGAACUAAUAUGCAUUUACUCGGGUAUAAUUCAGGUCAUUGGAGACACUACUGCGAAUCAAACCAGAUUCAAAAUGCGUAUUAGCAUAACAGCAUUUUAAGUGUAAGCAUGCCUGUCAUAUCAAUUAUUAAAUAGCCUCAAUAUUGCAUUAUCAUAUUGUACAAUUGGAAAUUGCAUCAUGUUAACUUACAAGAUUUACAAUGGUACCCACAAAGUAUUGGUGUAAUAUAUUUGGAUGAUGCAGUAAUAGUGAUACAUUACUGAACCCGACAUUUGAGGAAUGAAUUGCAUGUCUGAUUGUUGCAUCCCACAGGCUCAUGAUAACUGAAUCUAUGUCCUGCUUCCCAAAUCCAAAUCAGCCUCUUUUGAUAUUUUAGCUUACCAGAGUUCACUUUCUUGAUAGUUUUAUCUGGAUGAGGAAUUUCCUCCCUCAGCAAGUGGAUGAGUCUUUGCCUCCUAAGCAGUAGCAUUGCAGAGAGGGCAAUAAGGAACAGGUUUGUGGUAAUAUCUAUGUAGGCAGGCCAUUUUAGUCUCACAUGCCAAAUGGUUAUGAUGAAAGAAAGGGAUAGGAUCACCAGAUUUUGCAAAACCAUCUAAUAAUGCAAUGCGUGUAAACUACUGAUCUUCUGAAUUGCAUGUAAAUAACAAGUAAAUUUGUGUUUAAUGAGUGUGCCUGAGGUCUCCUAUAGUUCUGCUUUAUAGGUUGCCCCUUAUUGUGCCAAAGCAGCCUGGUUCCCACAAGCAGAUUGAGGAUUCUAGUCUGAAAUGGAAUGUUAUGGUCUUCACUUAACAGCUACUUAUUGCUUAAUAGUUUAAACUGUUGAGGAAAUGUUUUCAUGACUAGAAAUUCUAAAUCAGCUUCCAAAAACCAUUUGGUUGCCUGAAUCCCUCAGGCUAUUGAAAGCAAAAUUGCAUCUCAUUGAAAACACCAUUUGACCAACAGAACAUGUCAUGAUGAAAAGUUGUAUCAUUGAGGUCUUCCAUUACCGUAAAGUUCUCUUUUGUCAUUAUUGUAGAUUUGUGCUACAAAAGUCAAUUAAAAACUUAUUUCUACCAUUUACUAGCUAUGUAUUUUUUAACUUUGUUUAUUGACAUUUCUCUGGUUAUGCUCAAUACAUUUUGCAAUAAGUUCAGUCUGACAGAUUGUAUAUGUGGGUACUGCUGGUGUGCUAUCCUUUUCAUUUAUGAAAAUGCACAAUGCUAAGAAAUUCUUACUACUUGUGAUAUUUUAUGUAAGCAGCAGUAUAACCAAGACUGUACUAUUUCUAAAUGAUUGGGUUGCUUUUAUCAAUAAAAAGAAAGGAGUAAGUGCAUAAAUGUGAGAUUGCAACUUCUUCCAAAGGCAGUUGUAGGAAAACUGUCAUGAUAAUGGGUUUCUUGCACUGAAGUACUGCAACCUCGUGUCAGUGCACUUUGUGAAAUUUCUUCUUCACCCGGUUGAUGGAGAAGGAGUACUAUAAAUGUAAUGGCAAUUCUUCAUAAGAUCAUGGUCACAGACAAUGCUUCUGUGAAUGCAAAUUUUAGUUUUAUUCCCAUUCUUUCUCCAGAUGAAGUUAGUGCCAUGAAACUGUUGUUGCAAUUAGAAACCCUUCAGUUCUAACUAAUGCUUCGGUUCCUCAUGCACAUGAUUUGGUUAUUUGUCUAUUUUUUGGGAUCUUGCUGUGUGCAAUGUGGAUGUCAUCUUUACACUUCAAAAAUACUUCAUCAAUUUUAAAGUAGUUCCUUCCUGACUAGAAUUUUGAAAAUCACUUUUGCUCCUUUGUAUUACAAUUAACAUUAGCAGAUGUUAUAUGCAGGUAGUUUGAAACAUUUAGUAUGUAAUGCAAAUGACAUGUUCACUCUGUUUUAAGUUGAAUUAGAAUUCUGUGUA